This is a messenger RNA of Protopolystoma xenopodis, 282 nucleotides long. NCBI's taxonomy places the organism in Eukaryota, Metazoa, Platyhelminthes, Monogenea, Polystomatidea, Polystomatidae. The record is from the annotation of a GenBank genome assembly.
AUGGUGGUGUUCUGUUGUGAAAACGCAAUCUCGUCGGAAAAGCGGCACUCUUUCUGCGUCUUGCACCCCCACGUGGCCCCAGUGAAACUGUGUCUUCCUGCCGACAUGACUGUUGCCAAGCCAGAUCCUGCCGGUGUCGACGCAACAAGUCAGGCCGGCUGGACGUCUGUCCGUGAUGGUCGGCUCCGACCGACCAUGCCUCACAAACCAGGCAUAUCGUCUUCUUGUGGAACUAUUUGCCCAAUUAUUCACCUCAUUUCUACUCGGACUGGAGACACGACU